Molecule: messenger RNA, 712 nt
Organism: Erigeron canadensis
Lineage: Eukaryota; Viridiplantae; Streptophyta; Magnoliopsida; Asterales; Asteraceae
Product: co-chaperone protein p23-2
Exons: 6
Coding region: 70-522 (150 amino acids)
Biological process (GO): chaperone-mediated protein complex assembly; protein folding
Cellular component (GO): cytosol; nucleus
Molecular function (GO): protein-folding chaperone binding; Hsp90 protein binding
Source: RefSeq, a predicted model, not a curated record
CUUGGUCUUCCGUACCCUUUUCACAGGAGAUCAAUCUUAGCGACCGCAAGACUUACAAAUUUCAACAAAAUGAGAAGCCAUCCAGAAGUUCUGUGGGCGCAACGCGCAGAUAAAGUUUACCUCACCAUAGCCUUAACAAACGCAAAAGACAUUGCAGUCAAGUGUGAACCCCAUGGACUCUUUAACUUCUCUGCUGUUGGGGCAAAAGAUGAAACCAUUGACUUUAGCUUGGAACUUUAUGGGAAAAUCUUACCUGAUAGCUGCAAACCCCAAAUGGGUCUGAGGAAUAUACUAUGUACCGUUCAGAAAGAAGAGAAAGGGUGGUGGCAACGUCUCUUGAAAUCAGAAGGAAAACCUGCUCCAUAUAUAAAGGUUGACUGGAAUAGGUGGUGUGAUGAGGAUGACGAAUCAGCUAACGAAACUGAUGAAAAUGAUCUGAAGUACCUUAGUGAUGAUGAUGGAAGCAGCAGCGAUGAUGGAAUGCUAUAUCUUCCUGACCUCGAAAAAGCCCGAGGAAACUAGAGAUUACGGAAUUAAAGCUUACAAAGUGAACUGAUAGUUGAAGCAUAAUGCUUAUCAGGUCACUACUUAUAUUAACUAGAAGGGGCCCGAGCUCGAACUAGGUUCGAUCGUUGUAACGACCACGAGGGUCUUGAUAUUCUACUAAAUUCUGGUCUAUCUUUACUAUUAAUAUCAUGAGGACAUUGUCAUA